Messenger RNA from Arabidopsis arenosa, 674 nucleotides. NCBI's taxonomy places the organism in Eukaryota, Viridiplantae, Streptophyta, Magnoliopsida, Brassicales, Brassicaceae. The record is from the annotation of a GenBank genome assembly.
CACUCUGCUUCAUUCUCUAUCUUUCUAAAGUAAACAAUCUUUAGAGAGAGAAUACAAAAUGAAUUCGAAGAUCAUUGAAGCUUUCUUCAUCGUUGCUCUCUUCACUACCUCAUGCCUCGCUCAAGCUCCAGCUCCUUCUCCAACCACCACCGUCACUCCUCCGCCUCCUGCCGCCACUCCUCCUCCCGUUGCCACACCACCACCUGCCGCAACUCCCGCUCCGGCCACCACUCCACCACCUGCAGCCACCCCUGCCCCUACCGCUACUCCUCCGUCGUCUGAUGUCCCCACCGCUUCUCCACCUGCACCGGAAGGUCCCGGAGUUAGUCCCGGUGAUCUAGCCCCGACACCGUCCGACGCUACCGCUCCUCCACCUAACGCCGCUUUCUCCAACAAAGCUUUCGUCGUCGGUACUGUUUUUGCGGCGGUUAUUUACGCGGUCGUUUUGGCUUAGGAUCUCAUUGUUUACAUCUUGAAAACAUUCUGUUUACAUUUCAUUCUAUAGUUACGGUGUUAAUUUCGAUAAUUUGAUUGAUUUUUAAAUUAUUCGAUUGUUGUUUGAAUUGGGAUUGGUAAAUGGGAUGUUGACACGUGUAACUUUUCAUGGGUUGUUUGUUGAGGUGGAAUAUGUUGUGUAAAUCCAGUGAUAGCUUUAAUAAAACUACUUAGUUAUU